Messenger RNA from Scomber scombrus (Atlantic mackerel), 933 nucleotides. RefSeq names its product ribonuclease H2, subunit C (gene rnaseh2c). Lineage: Eukaryota; Metazoa; Chordata; Actinopteri; Scombriformes; Scombridae. The transcript has 5 exons. Gene Ontology annotation, cellular component: ribonuclease H2 complex. Gene Ontology annotation, biological process: RNA catabolic process. The record is from RefSeq and is a predicted model, not a curated record. The coding region runs from base 40 to 450 and encodes 136 amino acids.
CCGGAAAUAAUUGAAUUUGCUUCACUUUUCACUGCGAGGAUGUCCUGUAACAGCAGUGUGACUCGUGUUCAUGUGUCAUCGGUGGGUCAGACACCUCGAGUGCCAGUCCAUCUAAUGCCCUGUGAGAUUGAACACAAUGGACCAGCCCAAGUCUCACAAUACCUCACUGCUACCAUGAAAGACCGCAAAUAUGAGAAAACAGUGUCAUUCAGGGGGCGUGGGCUGAAGGGGCAGGAGCUCAGCUGUCCACAGGGCUACACCGGCCUUGUGCUGAAGGAGAUCAACAAGACCGGCUCUGACCAGGAGGACAGGACAGUGAAGGUGUCCUCCGUGUUUGACAAGGUGACCUACUGGAACCUGGAGACGGCUCCCAACUCAGAUGAUACAAUUGUGAUGGCAAUGGACUGGCCUGAGCUGGCUGAGGCGAUUCACGGGCCAGUAGACGACUGAAGAAAAAGACAACUCAGAGGAGGAAGACUGGCUUCACCUCCAGUGUUUUUUGGAGUAAAAUGUUCACAGCAAAAACGGAUGAUGUAGUGUUUAUAUAUUUGUAUAUAUUCUUUUGUAGUGAAAUUAAAAAAAACGAUAAUGUUGAAUCUGUGCAUUGUGUCCAUCACUGAAACAUUACAACAUUUACAAUUUGUUACAGCUGAACAAUGUUUAUUCACAGAGUUUAACAUUUAGAUUUAGCAAACGGGCUACCAUGACAACCACUAAAUGAUCAGCUGUCCAUUACGAGUAUGCAGUGAAAAACUCUUGGGUUUGUAUGGUAACACCGAUACUUUCAGCAUGAUGAAAAAAACUGUAGAAACAACAAAAAAGUGUCAAACAGUCAUAUAGGCACAAUUUAAGCUUGAAAUAAAACAUUUUAAGAGAAGGCAGAAUUACUGCGUUACUGUUAAAAUGUUCUCCUGUCAUGCAGCAGAAAAAGUC